Molecule: messenger RNA, 1603 nt
Organism: Carica papaya (papaya)
Lineage: Eukaryota; Viridiplantae; Streptophyta; Magnoliopsida; Brassicales; Caricaceae
Source: RefSeq, a predicted model, not a curated record
AUACAAGUAUUCACAAAAUUAUUGUAUUACAAUUUGUUUGGUCGAUUCAACAAGUAAUAAGCAUAGAUUUAUUUCGUUAGAAUUUAUUUUACAGGAUAUACUACUCGAUUUCCAGUGGAUUUUUAAUUACUUCUGCAUUUCUACAGUAAAUUCGUUUUACAGAAUAUAUUAAUCUUUCUUUCAGAAAUAUGAUAAAUGUGAAACUCUCUGCCAUAGAUUUUUAUAUCUGCACUUUUAGGAGGUCUCUUACUAUAAUUCACAGGUGUGUUUGUUGGCUUAUAACUUUGCCAAGCAAAAGGAACAAUUUACUUCCAUAAGAGUCUUGGUUAUUAUGAAUAGUAAGUAAAAUUAAUCAUUAUGUUCUAGGGUCGAGUAAAUCUAAAAAAUCCAGAUCACAAGUUUUGGCUUAUGGAGACUGAUGACUAUGGACUUAACAAUGGGCUUCCCCCGGUUAGCCAAAGGAGAAUAUUUUUUGGUCGGGAGGUUGGUGGUGCUGAUAGAAAGCUUAUACCGACUUAUCAGUUGAAAAGUCGCACUUAUCUUGGCCCAACUGCCAUGGAUGCAGAAAUAGCUUUCUUGAUGGCGAAUCAAGCACAUGCUGCACCUGGGAAACUUGUCUAUGACCCAUUUGUGGGCACUGGGAGCAUUCUUGUUUCUGCAGCUCAUUUCGGAGCCAUGACAAUGGGUGCAGAUAUUGACAUUAGGGUUGUCCGUGAUGGGCGAGGUCCUAACUGUAAUGUUUGGAGCAACUUCAAGCAGUAUGGGUUACCAAUGCCAAUUGGACUGCUACGAGCAGAUAAUAACCUUCCUCCCUGGCGUCCUGGAUUGAAAGAGGUGUUUGAUGCCAUAAUCUGUGAUCCUCCUUAUGGUGUUCGUGCUGGUGGACGUAAAUCUGGGGGCCGAAAAUUGCUCAAGGGGGUGGUUGACCCAUACAUUGUUCCUGAUGAUAAGAGGACAGACCACAUACCAUCGACAGCACCUUACAGCUUAGUAGAAUGCGUGCACGAUUUGCUGGACCUUGCUGCUAAGAUGCUUGUGAAGGGUGGCAGGCUUGUCUUCUUCUAUCCUGUACUAAGAGAAGAUGAUUUUCCAGAGAACCAUUUUCCUGAGCACCCUUGCUUUCAAUUAGUUGCAUCUUCUGAACAAAUCCUAAGUUCCCGUUACAGUCGGGUUUUACUGACAAUGAUUAAGAUAGGACCAUACACCAAGGAAAUUGAAGAGGCAGCAAGGCUAAAGCAUAUGGAGUUCAGAGAGAAUCAUGUCAAGUGGUUAGAAGAUGGUAAUAUUCACUCUUCUGUCUUUACUCCUCCUGAUUCUCAGCUUACUGCAGAUUCCAACAACUGCAAGGAACCAAAGCCAAAGUAUAGAGGGAAAUAUGUCUAAAGUCUAAGGUUGGGCAAUUGUACCAUUUUACCUGAUUAGCCAUUCAUCAUUAGGAAUUCUAUUUGCUAAUGGAAGUGCAUAACUUAACCUUAAUGUGGUCUGUAAGUUCUCAAUUGUUUGAGUAGAGAUACCCAGCAGGCUAGGAAUAUUUUUGUUUGUAACUCUAAGAUGAAGGUUAUGAACAUUUUUAUUUGUUUUAUAUAAAGUCUUUUUUUUCUUU